GCAACUCAGAAGGAUAUCUCGGGUAUAUAAAUGGAACCUAUCCCCGUCGUGAAUCACUCCAGCUUCAAGAUCAACAGCAAAAUGAGAAAUGUUGUGUGUUUAGUGGCGGCUUUGGCUGUGCUGGUGGUGGCUGCCGAGGCUCAGGAGGCACAGACAGCCUUCCUGGCUACACUUACACCGGAACAAAUCGCCCAGCUGUCUGCCCAGGAGGGUCUUGAUGCUAUGAUAGUCUGUUACAAGCAAAAGGACGACCCACAAUGCACCGAACUAGUGACGAACACUCUAGCCGAGUUACCAGAACUGCUGAGGACCAACUGUGGUCUCUGUAGUGAAGCUCAAAGGAAACUCCUGGAUGAUGUUCUUGAUCAGGUCACCAAGGAAUUCCCAGAUAAAUUCAACCAGCUGAGGAAACUCAUUUUCAGCUAACGUAGCAGAUGACAAUCUUGCUGGCAUGUCUAGGCUAAUACAGUUGCUGACAAUUUUGCUGACAUGCAGGAGCCUUGCAUCAAGCUGUACUGCUCUAUGACAACCAUCAACCUCCACUACUCCUGCUGCUUCUCUUUCCUCUAAACUCGUCACUCCUCAUCCAAUCCAAUAUUGUAUUUGCAAAUUCUCCAUUUAAUUACUGGCUGCUUGUUUUUUUAACUCAAAACCGGUAAUCAGCUAUAUUUGUGGUCAGCAGACUGCUAGCACAAAAAAGCAUUACCAUAAUUUCUAUUUCAACUUUUCACGAGUGACAUUUCCCAGUGCUGCUCUUCAAGCUGGCGUCUUGAAGGAAAAUGUCUUCCUCCAAUCUUUACUGCCUCCUAUCUGCCAGAUUCUGUAUGGUUUACAGGCUUAGCUCUUCCAUAAACAAUAAAUACUAAAUGCACUA
Messenger RNA from Cherax quadricarinatus, 874 nucleotides. It is a transcript of the gene EbpIII, whose product is annotated as Ejaculatory bulb protein III. The record is from RefSeq and is a predicted model, not a curated record. Lineage: Eukaryota; Metazoa; Arthropoda; Malacostraca; Decapoda; Parastacidae.